This is a messenger RNA of Vicia villosa (hairy vetch), 1274 nucleotides long. RefSeq lists its product as uncharacterized. Gene Ontology annotation, molecular function: cysteine-type peptidase activity; deNEDDylase activity. The transcript is spliced from 7 exons. The record is from RefSeq and is a predicted model, not a curated record. Lineage: Eukaryota; Viridiplantae; Streptophyta; Magnoliopsida; Fabales; Fabaceae. Gene Ontology annotation, biological process: proteolysis. Bases 267 to 1031 code for a protein of 254 amino acids.
CGAAGGAAGAAAUUCUGGAUUUAACAUUGUGUCCGGAACAUCAAUGGCAUGUCCACAUGUAUCCGGUGCAGCAGGAUACAUCAAAUCCUUCCAUCCUACUUGGUCACCUGCUGCUAUCCGAUCAGCACUGAUGACAACAGGCAUCCGCUCGGGAGUCACAACAAGUGACGCAGCAAGUUCGUACCGUACCACCCACUGGUCCUCCGAAGCCAGCGGGAAAAAAAGGCGGUGCUUUUGUGCCUCGGUACCGGUCGACGCUCGCAACAAUGGUUGAUAUUUCCGAUUUGAAGGAUGGUGCUUUACGUGAAAUCGUUAUGGAUGAGAGUGUCUUCGGUAUUGAAUUCAAGUCACUUAUUACACUUGAUGACUUGGAGGAGAUUUUUAAGCAUGAUCAACUAGGCGUCAAUAACAUGCACUCAUACAUCCGGUUGUUGUAUGACAGAGUGUUGCGCGGGACUCUGUUGUCUAACAGAUUCCGUUUCGUGUCUUCCGCCCACUGCAGCGGAAUGGCAAUUGCUUUGGAACGGGAAUCAGUUAGACAGCGAUUAGUCGAUAGAUUCAUGUCCACCGGCAAUACAGAAUGUCUGCAUCUUUGGGCGUAUAAUACCCGACCAGUAGGAGCACACUGGUUGCUGCUUGCUAUCAACCCUAUAAGGGAAGUCGUUUAUUAUCUGAAUUCGGUAAAUGGUGAAUGGACCAAUUAUCCGGCCAUGAAGGACAUCGUUGAUUUAUCAAUACAAGUGUUCCGAAGUCAACGGGACGCACAGGUAUCCCAAACUAAAUCUAACAACAUUACUUGGAUCCAAGUGCAGUGUCCGCAACAGCGAAACAGUUACGAUUGCGGAUACUUUGUAUUGAGGUUUAUGAAAGAAAUCCUUCAGGCAAAUCAAUUAGAGAUUCCGCUCACGAACCUUGACGAAUUCCGUGCCGCUGGAUACCCGAAACUUAAGUUGGAAGAAAUAAAAGAGGAUUUGUGUCAUUUUUAUAUUAAGCGCUUUUUCAUGAAGGAUUUGUGUCGAAUUGAACUAUAAUAUUAUUGAUGUUGUAAUGAUGUAUAUAUAUAAUUUUGGAUAUUAUAAUGGUAUUAUAUUAGUAUAUAUAUAUAUAUUGUCUUACUGAUGGCUGAAAUAAUAUCGUCGAAAAUAAAUUACAGGUCGAAAAUAUUACAGGCUGAAAACAUAUUACAGGUCGAAAAUAUUACAGGUCGACUGGGAGGAUUAAAUUACAGGCUGCACAUUAAAAUACCUCAUUUAGCAACGAAAGCGCUUUUAAAA